AUGCUUACUCUCAAACUCUUCGUUUACACAGUAGUGAUAUUUUUUGUUUCGCUCUUCAUCUUCGGAUUCCUAUCUAAUGAUCCAGGACGUAAUCCUGGACGCGAGGAAUAA
Macadamia integrifolia is the source of this 111-nucleotide messenger RNA. The record is from the annotation of a RefSeq genome assembly. NCBI's taxonomy places the organism in Eukaryota, Viridiplantae, Streptophyta, Magnoliopsida, Proteales, Proteaceae.